AUGCCUCGAGCUGCUAUGCUCAAGAACAGUAGUGUCAAGGUAGAUAUUGUGUCAGAAAACGGGCUUGUCUGGGUCAAGGUCAUUGCACGUAAUGCAAAGGCAUUUCGGCACGAAAUUAUGGGCUUAGAAUGGGAUGAUAGUGACUCUUCAGACGACGACGAUGAUGAAGAAUAUCAAGAUGGCCCGAAAAAAGCAUCCGCAGUAGGCGAUUUUGAUAGCUUGCCGAUCUUUAAAAAGGCACACGAAUAUUUAAGAACAGCUCGAGCCCAUCAUGUUCAGUUCCAUACGCCUAUUGUUGUGUUUGCCUUCAUGCGUAUUCAGCCUGAACAAGAUGUUUUUGUACAAAAAAUCAUGGAUAGAUUGACUGAAAUUGGUAUCGUUGUUCACAUGCAGCAACCUAUAAAAAGCCCUCUUCAGCUUCGUUCGACUUAUAUGCCGUUCCUUAAAGACAUUCAAGACAUAGACCACAUCACAACACCUUCUAUCAAUGUUGACGUCAGUUCUGCUUUGGCCAUUCUUUCUGAACUAUCACAUCAUGUUUGUUCUCCUGAACAAAUAUCCGCCAUGCCACUCCAAGUCCAAGCAGAACGUGAGGCUCGGAUACCUGCCCUGCCUCAAAUUCGCCAUUAUAUCACCGGAAAAAAGCUUUGUAUCAUCACCAGUGCUUAUGAACGACUCAAGGAAAUUGUAGAUAUUGUGGGUGGUGACAAUGAAAAAGCUCGGUUCAGGUAUUUAUUUCGAAGUCAUCUCCAUUUGGAUUUAGAAUUCGACGCUGAGCUUUGGACGAUUUUACCAUCUUUGUCUAUUGAAAUCAUACCAGACGCUUUAUCGGAGGCUUUUACAAAGCUGUUGGAACCCCCUUUUGAUCACAAGAGCAAGUUAAAUAAUGGACGCAAGAUCCGCACACGUUUUUCUGAAUUUCAUGCCAAGAUUUUUGGAAGUGGGGCGCAUUAUAAGAUGACAACACUCACAGCAAUUCAAUGGAUGGAAACAGCACUUAAAGAUGCUGGUCUAGAAGGACAGUUUUUAGUAUCGCAUGAACCUAGAUCUUUAGCAGAAAGGAAAAUGCAUAUCAUAAAAGAAUGA
Molecule: messenger RNA, 1086 nt
Organism: Gilbertella persicaria
Lineage: Eukaryota; Fungi; Mucoromycota; Mucoromycetes; Mucorales; Choanephoraceae
Exons: 1
Coding region: 1-1086 (361 amino acids)
Source: RefSeq, a predicted model, not a curated record